CCUCCGAUUGCGGAUCAGUCGACGUUUGGUGUUUGACGGUACGCAACGUGGACAGCCAAGUUAGCGCUAAUUGUUGUGUUUCGGGGUUUAUUUCAAUCAAUUGAUAAAUAAAUAUGCCUAUAGUACUGCCUUUCAUGUAAGGCUCAGUGUAAAUGGGCUUUAGUUGAUGUACCUGUACCUGAAGUUGGGAUCUUUAUCGUGCUCGGAUUGCGUAUUUAGCAAGGCGUACAACAUAAGCUUGAUUUUUGCAUAGCAGCAAUAACAAACGAAUUGAUGAAGAUGGAGCUAAAGGAAAGAAAUUUUAAGAAGAUUGGACUUAUCUGCGUCGCGGUGCUUCUGUGUGGUAUGGUGUUUAGCUAUGGGAUAUUUCCGUCGAUUUUGCGUUUCAUGAUAAAGCAGAACGUGCUGCUGAAACCGGGCACACAAAUACGGGACAUGUUCGAGAAGAUACCAUUUCCGCUCGACUUCAAGCUGCACAUCUUCAACGUGACGAACCCGGAUGAAAUUAUGCGCGGUGGCAAACCGCGCGUCAACGAUAUUGGACCACUUUAUUUCGAAGAAUGGAAGGAAAAGUAUGACACGGUGGACAACGUGGAGGAAGACACGCUCACGUUCACACUGCGCAACACAUGGAUAUUCCGGCCCGAUCUGUCCGCCCUAACUGGCGAGGAAAUUGUCACCAUACCGCAUCCACUCAUUAUGGGCGUUCUGCUGAUGGUGCAGCGGGACCGCGAAGCAAUGAUGCCGCUGGUCAAGAAGGGCGUCAACAUCCUGUUCGAUCCGCUCGAGUCCGCCUUCCUGAAGGUGCGCAUCAUGGACCUGCUGUUCGAUGGCAUUUACGUCGACUGCAGCAGCCAGGACUUUGCUGCGAAGGCGCUCUGCUCCGGCAUGGAUUCAGAAGGUGCAGUUAUGCCGCACAACGAAACCCACUACAAGUUUUCCUUCUUUGGUAUGCGCAAUCACACCGAGGCAGGCCGUUGGGUCGUGUACCGGGGCGUGAAGAACAUUCGCGACCUCGGCCGGGUGGUAUCGUACAACGAGGAAACGGAGAUGGACAUCUGGGACGGGGACGAGUGCAACCAGUACAUCGGUACCGAUUCGACCAUCUUCCCCCCGUUUCUCACCGCUCAGGAUCGGCUAUGGGCAUGGUCGCCCGAAAUCUGUCGUUCGCUCGGUGCGCACUACGUGCACAAGUCAAAGUAUGCCGGGCUGCCGAUGAGCUAUUUCGAGCUGGACUUUGGCGAUCUUAAGAAUGAGCCGCACAAUCACUGCUUUUGUCGCGAUGCGCCCGACGAUUGCCCACCGAAGGGCACGAUGGAUCUGUCGCCCUGUCUUGGGGGACCCAUAAUCGGCUCAAAGCCCCACUUCUACGGCGCCGAUCCGAAGCUGGUCGAAGCGGUGGACGGGCUGGCACCGAACAAGGCAGCACACGAUGUCUACAUUCAUUUUGAGCUGUUCACCGGAAGUCCGGUUUCGGCCGCAAAACGGCUACAGUUCAGCAUGGAGCUCGGCCCGAUACGAGACCACGAGCUGUUUGGUCAGCUGCCGGACGUAAUUUUGCCCAUGUUUUGGGCCGAAGAGGGUGCCUCGCUCAACAAAACCUGGACCAAUCAGCUGAAAUAUCAACUGUUUCUGGGGCUCAAGUUUAAUGCCACUGUCAAAUGGUUAACCAUCAUCAUCGGUACGGUCGGGGCCGUCGGGUCGGCGUACAUGUACUUUCGCAAGGAAACCAAAACAACCGACGUGGCCCCGGUGGAUGUAUCGACCCCGGACACCAAUCCGUCGUCUGCCAAGGAUGGUGUUGUGAACGUUUCGCUCGGCAGAAACCUGCCGCCCGUUAUCGACGGGUUGGACAAACCGCCGAAGCUCAGGGCGACCGAGCUUCAGCAGGAACGGUACUAGUGUACAGGAAAGAACAGAAUUUGAUCUUUAGGUAUUGUAGCUGUUGUCAUACGAAGUGUCGUUUACAUUAGUUUCGUAGUUUUUUUUUUAAAUUAUUCAAUCUGCUUCAUAACACAUAUGCAGCUGCAAAAAUGAUACAAUGGCAUUUGAUUGGCAGAGUACAAUUACAAUAAAACACCUUUGCUAUGUUGGGAUCGAAA
Messenger RNA from Anopheles coluzzii, 2102 nucleotides. It is a transcript of the gene Snmp1, whose product is annotated as sensory neuron membrane protein 1. The coding region runs from base 274 to 1902 and encodes 542 amino acids. The transcript is spliced from 7 exons. Gene Ontology annotation, molecular function: scavenger receptor activity. Gene Ontology annotation, cellular component: cytoplasm; membrane. NCBI's taxonomy places the organism in Eukaryota, Metazoa, Arthropoda, Insecta, Diptera, Culicidae. The record is from RefSeq and is a predicted model, not a curated record.